Messenger RNA from Jatropha curcas, 2494 nucleotides. RefSeq names its product transmembrane nine 1 (gene TMN1). Gene Ontology annotation, biological process: protein localization to membrane. Lineage: Eukaryota; Viridiplantae; Streptophyta; Magnoliopsida; Malpighiales; Euphorbiaceae. Gene Ontology annotation, cellular component: membrane; trans-Golgi network; endosome. The record is from RefSeq and is a predicted model, not a curated record.
UGUAUUUUCGCUUGAAUAACAAAACAAGUCGCAAAUCCAAACGCACGAGCUCGUUACUCUCUCUCUAUCUAUCUGAUAAAAGGGAAAGGGCAUAUCAGAGCUUUAGCGGAGAAAGAAUCCAUAAAAACUCCAAAAAGAAUAGAAGAAAGACCUUUAAUUGACCUCAAUCUAGACCGUCAGAUCCCGCUGUCGACGGUGAUCGCCAUGUCCACCUUCUCCACCGCCACGACGGUCCGAUCCACUGUCGUCUUUCUCUUUGCUUUCGUUUCUCUCAUCUCCCUUUCUCCGGCGCUCGCCUCCGAGUCGGAUCACAAGUAUCAACCAGAUGAACCAGUUACUCUUUGGGUGAACAAAGUUGGUCCUUAUAAUAAUCCACAAGAAACGUACAACUAUUACAGUCUUCCAUUUUGUCAUCCUUCUGGCAGUGCUGCACACAAAUGGGGUGGCCUUGGUGAGGUCCUAGGAGGAAAUGAACUUAUUGAUAGCAAGAUUGACAUAAAGUUCUUGAGGAAUGUCGAAAGAAGUACAAUUUGUUCACUUGACCUCGAUGAAUCAAAAGUCAAACAGUUCAAGGAUGCAAUUGAAAACAACUAUUGGUUUGAAUUCUUCAUGGAUGACCUGCCGUUGUGGGGCUUUGUUGGUGAGUUGCAUCCUGACAAGAACAGUGAUAAUGGCAAGCAUGUACUUUACACCCAUAAGAGCAUAACUGUUAGAUAUAAUAAAGAUCAGAUUAUUCACGUAAAUCUUACACAAGAUAGUCCAAAGCCUGUAGAAGCUGGUAGAAUAUUAGACAUGACAUAUUCUGUGAAAUGGGUUUCGACUGAUAUCACUUUUGCACGUCGUUUUGAUGUGUAUUUAGACUAUCCUUUCUUUGAGCACCAGAUCCAUUGGUUCUCCAUUUUCAAUUCAUUCAUGAUGGUUAUCUUUCUCACUGGUUUGGUGUCAAUGAUAUUGAUGCGGACUCUUAGAAAUGACUAUGCUAAGUAUGCGCGGGAAGAUGACGAUCUUGAUUCUCUGGAAAGAGAUGUUAGUGAGGAGUCUGGUUGGAAACUUGUCCAUGGGGAUGUUUUCCGGCCACCUCGUAAUUUAGUAGUUCUUUCUGCUGUUGUUGGUACUGGUGCUCAGCUGGCACUGCUUGUGCUGCUUGUCAUAUUGUUGGCAAUUGUUGGAACACUAUAUGUUGGGAGGGGAGCAAUUGUCACGACUUUCAUUGUGUGCUAUGCCCUUACAUCAUUCAUUUCGGGUUAUGUGAGUGGGGGCAUGUAUUCACGCCAUGGCGGUAAAAAUUGGAUAAAGUCGAUGAUCCUCACAGCUUCUCUAUUUCCAUUCAUGUGCUUUGGGAUUGGGUUUAUAUUGAACACAAUUGCUAUAUUCUAUGGGUCUUUAGCAGCUAUUCCCUUUGGCACCAUGGUUGUGGUUUUCGUAAUUUGGGCUUUCAUCUCCUUCCCUCUUGCGCUUCUUGGUACGGUUGUCGGAAGAAAUUGGAGUGGCGCACCAAAUAAUCCAUGUCGUGUGAAGACCAUUCCUCGACCAAUCCCUGAGAAGAAAUGGUACCUCACACCAUCUGUAGUCUCAUUGAUGGGAGGACUACUACCUUUUGGUAGCAUAUUCAUUGAGAUGUAUUUUGUCUUCACUUCAUUCUGGAAUUACAAGGUCUACUAUGUAUAUGGCUUUAUGUUGCUGGUUUUUCUGAUUCUCAUUAUUGUCACUGUUUGUGUGACAAUUGUGGGAACAUAUUUCUUGCUCAAUGCUGAGAACUACCACUGGCAGUGGACAUCAUUUUUCUCUGCAGCCUCAACAGCUGUUUACGUGUACUUAUACUCAAUAUAUUACUAUUAUGUGAAGACAAAGAUGUCAGGCUUCUUCCAAACGAGCUUCUAUUUUGGAUACACUUUGAUGUUCUGCCUUGGUUUAGGGAUCCUUUGUGGAGCUGUUGGCUAUUUGGGGUCGAAUUUGUUUGUGAGGAGGAUUUACAGAAACAUCAAGUGUGACUAAAACACUCACCAAGGAGAAAGAGACCUGAGAGCUUCUCUGGGCACAUUCUUGUUGAGACAUUAAAUUUUGAUGAAGUCUCUGGUCUUUGUAAUGGAGGUUAGCAAAGCUACAAAAGAAUCCAAAUGUUUGACGACGGGGAAGUAUUCUUCUUUCUCUGGACUAGGGGAAAGCCCUGAGAUUGUUUUUGGUUUUUUCCCCGGCUGUAAGUGAAAUCCUUAAUUUAGAAUUCAGAGAUUGUUCUUAUAAUAUGUGAAGUUAGCAAAAUAUAUCAAACACCUGUCAUUUUUUCUCUCCUGUUUUACGAAUAGAUGUCCUAUGUAAGAACCAACGCCUAAUUCCCCUUUCCUUGAAUUUGUUUUGUUGUCUGCUCAUCUUCUGAAGUAGAAACUUUUCGGGGGGCCAAGUUUGAAGAAAAUGAAUUUUGUGCUUUAGAAUUGUAUGUGCAUACAUCUGUUGUUUCCAACUGCAACUAAUGCAUUGAUAUGUCAUUCCCUUUUCA